Pseudomassariella vexata is the source of this 540-nucleotide messenger RNA. RefSeq lists its product as uncharacterized. The record is from RefSeq and is a predicted model, not a curated record. The coding region runs from base 1 to 540 and encodes 179 amino acids. The transcript is spliced from 5 exons. Lineage: Eukaryota; Fungi; Ascomycota; Sordariomycetes; Amphisphaeriales; Pseudomassariaceae.
AUGGAGUCUGUACCGAUGUCGAUUAUCAUUGGUAUCGAGGGCAAAAAGGUUGAGUUGCGGAUUUUUGCUUCAUAUCCAAUCGGAAAUCUCACGACGGGUGGAUUCUGGGCCAAUGGCAAUGCAGUAGGCGUCCUCACCUCCGUUCCCGGGUUCAUACCGGCGAUCAACGCUACGAGUAUCCAUAUGGACGACACAUUCGUUCGUUACCCGGGCGCACCGUACAUUCAAGAUACGCGUGGCCUCGUAAUGACCGACGAUGGUCAGAUCAUUGGCGUGAACAUGCAGGGCCUGGUUUCGGCCACACCCCACGUUCAUGAUAUCAUGGCGAACAAAACAGGAGUGGAGCCGUUAAGGUGGGGGGAGAUGGAUACUUUUACGGUCUGGAACUUUCAGGCGGCGGCAGGCAAGUACUCGCAGCUUGCAGAAGGGACAUUUGUCGCGAAUACCCGGCUGAUCCCUUCGGAUAAUGAGGAUACCGUGGUAUACAUGGAUUAUCAGAUCAGCCAGGUUGACGCUGGGCCGUUGUGCGUAGACUCUUAG